AUGCAUCCUUUCAUGUUGAGAACGUGGCAAGAAAUACCAUCGAGCGAUAUUGCGUCUAAAUAUCUGGAGGCACUCGGUAAAGAGAAAGCACUUCACCGGAAGUAUGCACCAGCCGCCUUGGUCGACGGUAACGAGAUUGACGAAAAGAUUCAUGAGCUUGUCACUAUGAACAUACCCGAGGCCCUUCAGAACCUCGAACGUUCUUUGACCAUUGCGUUUCUUUCAAUCAACGAGGUGUCUGGACCGGCUUUUCAUCUUUCCCUCAUGCUCCAAAGAUUUGAUCUCACGACUACAGCGGACACUCCCGAGAACAUAAGCCUAUCGUGGGCGAUAUGGUCCUUGCGUCAUCUUCGAGGGGAAAUCCAACGUCGCGUUGAGGAGCUGGAAGCUUUUCGGGUACUUCUGAAACGAGUAAUUUCGGUGCGCUACGGGAUUGAAGGAAGGGAAUAUGCUUCAGAAGUGUUUCCUGAAAUGUCUCUUGCUUCUAUGGACACCCUCGACAUGACGGCCUUGAUCUCGAUUGCGCUGGGGAUUGCGCACAGUGAGACUGCGCGCAGCCACACGGGGGGAUAUAUUGGAUGGCGUAGCGGAGAACGGAACUGUGAUCUUAAUUUCCCAUCGAGAGAGAAACAGCGCGAUGCCUUGAAGUUUGCAGCAGGAGGUCGUUUCAGAGGUCGGGGCUCGAGGGACAGUUGUUAG
Messenger RNA from Fusarium mangiferae, 699 nucleotides. RefSeq lists its product as uncharacterized. NCBI's taxonomy places the organism in Eukaryota, Fungi, Ascomycota, Sordariomycetes, Hypocreales, Nectriaceae. Bases 1 to 699 code for a protein of 232 amino acids. The transcript has 2 exons. The record is from RefSeq and is a predicted model, not a curated record.